UAGUUGAUAUGAGUUUGUGAUGCGGGGUUGCGUUAAAUAAACAUUGUAAUUUAAGAUGACGGGACUCUACUCCCACACAAAAUAAAUCCAAUGUUUUUCAUAAAGACAGUAUAUCCUCUGGUGCGUGUUUCUCCACUCUACAUCUCUCCUAGUCCACACUCCUGGUGUUCAGGUUCAAGUGCUGCGAUAAAUACUCGAGCUCGAGCCUGUCGAUGAAAUUUUAAAUCAGUACUCGGUAGUGUUGCUUCAACUGCGGACUACAACAUUUCAAUAUCAGUAGAAUGAAGCAUUUGUGGAUUUUCAAUCUUAUCAACAUUUAUUGUUUUUUCAUUCAAAAAACAGUCGCCAAUAUUACUGAUGACCCAUUAAAUGUACUGACCAUAACAGUUGCUUCAAAUAGAACUGAUGGCUUUGAAAGAUAUUUAAGAUCAGCUCGUGUGUAUGAAUUUGAGGACAACGUUACAGUACUUGGUCUUGAUAAACCAUGGAAAGGAGGAAAUAUGAAGAGUGUAGGUGGUGGAUACAAAAUAAAUUUAUUGAAAAACGCACUCAAAAAAUUCAAAGAUGAUGAUAAUAAAAUUAUUCUAUUCACUGAUAGUUAUGAUGUUAUAUUUUCAUCGACAUUAGAACAAAUAGUAAAAAAAUUUAAAAGCUUAGACGCACGUAUACUAUUUGCCGCUGAAAAAUUUAGCUGGCCUGAUAAAUCAUUAGCGUCAAAAUAUCCAAAAGUUUAUCAUGGUGAACCCUAUCUCAAUUCCGGUGGUUUUAUAGGAUACGCAUCCGAUGUAUACGCAAUAAUAACUAAUAAAAAAAUAGAAGAUACUGAUGAUGACCAGCUUUAUUAUACGAAUGUUUAUUUGAAUGAAAGUCUUCGCCGGAAACAUAAAAUAAAACUUGAUCACAAGUGUGAGAUUUUUCAAAAUUUAUUUGGAUCUAUAGAGAAUAUUGAAUUGCGAUUCAAAGAAGAUGAAGCUUACUUACAAAAUACAUUGUACGAUACAGUACCACUGGUUAUCCAUGGAAACGGUCCUUCAAAACUGGUACUAAAUUCUCUGGGAAAUUAUUUGGCUAAAGCAUGGAAUCCAUCGGAGGGAUGUUUAAAUUGCUGGGACAAUACAAUAGAACUUUCAGAUGAAGAACAAAACACAUACCCGCCUAUUUUAAUAGCCAUUUUUAUUGAUAAAGCUACGCCAUUCCUCGAAGAAUUUUUGAAUAAAAUCGCCCGGCAAACUUAUCCCAAGUCCAAGUUACAUCUAUUCCUUUACAACAACGAAGCCUAUCACGAGAAAUUAGUGAAUAAUUGGAUUGAAAAAUUCGGCGAUCAGUACAAAAGCAAGAAAAUCAUUACUCCGUCAGAUCAAAUUGAUCCCGCAACUGCCCGAGAUCUUUCUCUAAAUUACUGCCUACUCAAAGAGUGUUCUGGAUACUUUUUCAUCGAAUCCGUGGCUCAUCUUGACAACGAACAUGCUCUUAAGUUACUCGUAGAACAGCAGAGAUCAAUUGUCGCGCCUUUACUACUUAGACCUGGACAAAGUUGGAGCAAUUUCUGGGGAGCUGUUGCUGACAACGGAUACUACGCACGUAGCUCAGAUUACAUGGAAAUUAUUGAAAAUAAACGCCGAGGGCUGUGGAAUGUUCCGUAUAUUACUAAUUGUUACUUGAUCAACGUAACAGUAAUCAGCAAUGCUGCAACCCGGCCCCAAUUUGUAGCCAAUGAUUUGGAUCCGGACAUGUCUUUUGCUAUAACAAAUCGACAAAAGGGCGUUUUUAUGUACGUAAAUAAUCGCCUAGAGUUUGGCCAUCUUAUAAAUACAGAUAGUUAUAAUACCCUUUACACAAAUCCUGAUUUGUACGAAAUAUUUAACAAUAAAAAUGACUGGGAGAAACGUUAUCUCCAUGUUAAUUACUCGAGAAACUUUGAUGAGGACAAUACGCCUGUUCAGCCAUGUCCUGAUGUCUACUGGUUCCCAAUAGUAUCGCCAAGAUUCACCAAAGAGUUUAUUGAAAUAAUGGAAGCAUUCGGCCAGUGGUCUGACGGAUCAAAUCAUGAUUCUCGGCUACAAGGUGGUUAUGAAAACGUACCAACGCGUGAUAUUCACAUGAAUCAAGUCAAUUACGAGCCUCACUGGUUGUAUAUACUCAAGGAGUACGUCAGACCAUUGCAAGAGCUCGUUUUUCUCGGAUAUUUUCACGAUCCACCGAAGUCACUGAUGAAUUUCGUCGUGAGAUACAGACCAGAUGAGCAGCCUUCACUGAGACCACAUCACGACAGCUCGACAUACACAAUAAAUAUUGCGUUGAACAGAGCUGGAGUUGAUUACGAAGGAGGUGGCUGUCGAUUCAUACGUUACAAUUGUUCAGUCACUGACACCAAACCUGGCUGGAUGUUGAUGCAUCCUGGGAGAUUGACUCAUUAUCACGAGGGUCUAUUAGUUACUAAAGGAACUAGAUACAUCAUGAUAUCGUUCGUCGAUCCAUGAUUCAAUGACCGCGCUAGUGAAUAAUGAAAUUCAAAUUAUGUCAUUUCAUUUUUUUUUUAUCAUUCAAUCCCCGUGACUUCGAUAAUUUACAGAUUAAUUAAAUCUAUUGAAUUGUAUUAUUUUUUACUGAAAAAAUUAUUUAAUUAAUUUUUACGCAAGAGACUAAUUAUCCUUAUCAUUAAUAUUCUUUACGAUGAUAACUAAUUUACGAAUAAAUUUAUAUAAGUAAGUAAUAAUGUAAAUAAUAAUA
This is a messenger RNA of Microplitis demolitor, 2730 nucleotides long. It is a transcript of the gene Plod, whose product is annotated as procollagen-lysine,2-oxoglutarate 5-dioxygenase. Gene Ontology annotation, cellular component: endoplasmic reticulum. The record is from RefSeq and is a predicted model, not a curated record. The coding region runs from base 282 to 2480 and encodes 732 amino acids. Gene Ontology annotation, biological process: peptidyl-lysine hydroxylation. The transcript is spliced from 10 exons. Gene Ontology annotation, molecular function: iron ion binding; L-ascorbic acid binding; procollagen-lysine 5-dioxygenase activity. NCBI's taxonomy places the organism in Eukaryota, Metazoa, Arthropoda, Insecta, Hymenoptera, Braconidae.